GACUGGACCGCAGUGGCGGAGGCGCAGCGGAGAAUCACAGCAGCCACUGCGCUCAUGGCAUCGAGGAGAAUGGAGACCAAACCAGUGAUAACCUGCCUCAAAACUCUCCUUAUCGUCUAUUCUUUCGUCUUCUGGAUCACAGGGGCGAUCCUAUUGGCAGUGGGAUUAUGGGGGAAGUUCAUUCUGGGUCCGUAUAUCUCACUGAUAGCUGAAAACUCAACCAACGCUCCGUACGUGCUCAUCGGAACUGGAACCACCAUCAUUGUUUUCGGGCUGUUUGGAUGUUUCGCCACCUGUCGUGGAAGUCCAUGGAUGCUCAAGCUGUAUGCAAUGUUCCUGUCUCUGGUCUUCCUGGCAGAGCUGGUCGCUGGCAUCUCGGGUUUUGUUUUUCGUCACGAGAUCAAAGGCACCUUCUUGAGAACGUACAAUGAAGCCGUUCAAAACUAUAACGCCAAGGAUGAGAAAAGCCUUGCGGUGGACAAUGUCCAGAAGAGUUUGCGUUGUUGUGGAGUUUUGAACUACACCAGCUGGUUUUCCAGUGUUUAUUUCCCUACCAAUGGAAUUCCACCCAGCUGCUGUGCUAACAAAUCCGACUGUAACUCCGGAGACCUGCGGAACGCCACCAUAGCGCCCGGCAAAGUCUAUCAGCAGGGAUGCUAUGAGCUGGUGACGACCUUUAUCGAAACGAACAUGGGCAUUAUUGCCGGAGUAACGUUUGGAAUCGCGUUUUCCCAGCUGAUCGGGAUGCUGCUGGCCUGCUGUCUGUCACGAUUCAUCACUGCCAAUCAGUAUGAGAUGGUGUAGCGGUGUGAGCACAGGCAAAGAAGAAGCACGACCCUUGGAAAGGGAAAGCAUCCCCAAAGCACACUCCAUUUUUUUUCAUUUCUGUCUCUUUUGAUGAAUAUUUUCUCUCAAUCUGUCUAUUCUGGCCUCCUUUUUCUCAUUUUUCGGGUAGUGCAUCAUUCCUCAGUCGUGCAGUUGUGCCAUGACCGAAGCCUCUCCUUUCCUAACUGUAGGCGAGGAAUAGCAAACGGUUUUGGGACGCACUACUGCAUACUCCGUAUGAAACCUUGCAUGCAGAAACCAUCUCAUGCCACAGACUAAA
Molecule: messenger RNA, 1105 nt
Organism: Misgurnus anguillicaudatus (oriental weatherfish)
Lineage: Eukaryota; Metazoa; Chordata; Actinopteri; Cypriniformes; Cobitidae
Gene: tspan7
Product: tetraspanin 7
Cellular component (GO): plasma membrane
Source: RefSeq, a predicted model, not a curated record